CAGCCUUAUUCGUAGGAACGUGCGUGUGAAUGUUCGAGAGUUGUGUGUGAUGCGUUUUAUUAUGACUUAAUGACGUUGGUAAUGUAAGCAUUAUCACUAUAUUUUAUAAAAAAGUUGAUGUGUGUAUGAACGGUUAAGUUCAACGAGAAGUGUGUAAUUUACUGUAGUACGAAAAAUCAUUUUGAAGAAGAAUGACUUAUUGUUAGCUUCCAAAAUAUUGAUUAACAAAUUGACGGGACAGUAUUGUUCGUUUUGUGUUUGUGGAAACAAUUUACGUUCAAAAGAGUUGACAGACUUCAAAACACCGAUCUAGCAUUUAUAUAUCGUUGACCAAUAGUGUUCAGUGACAGGCAAAAUGGCUUUCUGUCAGAAGACCAAUGAAAAGAUACCUCGAAGAGCAAUUUUAGGAGUGAUGAUGUUCUUAGCGUGUAUGUUUUCAUACAUGAUUCGCACAAAUUUGUCUAUUACUAUUGUUGCUAUGGUUAAUACAACUAGUAAAGAUGGAGGGACAGGUCCAGCAUGUGCUGCUACCACUGUCGGUAAUACUAGUCAUAAAACGCCUGAUUCGAGUGACUAUGGUCCACGAUUUGAGUGGAAUCAACAUAUACAAGCUUUAUUGCUUUCUGGCUAUUUCUAUGGUGUUCUUCCAGCAAGUUUACCUGCUGGUCUUCUGGCUGAAAAAUAUGGAGGUACUAAAGUAGUAGCAUUUGCCACACUAAUACCUGCAGUAUUAAAUCUUUUGAUGCCUUGGGCUUCUGGUAUUCAUUAUGGUUUGGUGUUUGCACUUCGUUUUAUGAUGGGCUUCUUUGGAGGCGCUGUUUAUCCCGCCCUUCACGCAAUGAUUGCAAGAUGGGUACCUCCUAGUGAAAAGGGCAUGUUUGUAUGGACAAUGCAAGGUGGACCUUUUGGAACUGUAGUAACAUUUGCUUUAUGUGGUCAAAUAAUUAAUGCUUUCGGUUGGAAAUGUGCAUAUUAUGUUACAAGUGGACUUAUACUGAUUUUCUAUGCUUUAUGGGUUUUCCUUAUAUACGAUACACCUGAUCUCCAUCCGGGAAUCGCGGAAAGUGAAAAAAAUUAUAUCAGAGAACAGAUAGGUACAAGUGUUUCUAAACAGAAGGUGAAACUACCAGUGAUGGCUGUCAUUACUUCAGUACCGUUUUUAGUUUUGUUGUGGGCUCAUUUUGCAAACAUGUGGGGUAUUUAUUUCAUAGCUACUAAUGGGCCAAAAUAUACUUUAGAAGUUCUUGGUUUUAACAUGAAAUCGGGAGGAUCAAUUACAGGAUUACCUUAUAUAGCAAGACUUUUUGCUGGAGUAUUGUUUGCUGCAGCUGGUGAUUAUAUUCGAAGGAGAAAGUACCUUACAUUAGGUUGGAUUCGAAAAAUAUUUAUGAUUUUUUCACACAUGGGUCCAGCAAUAGCUUUGGUUAUAAUGACAUAUGCUGGCUGUGAUGCAUUAACUGCCAUUAUUAUGUUAAUAUUAGCAUUAACUUUUAAUGGAGCUGCAUGCCAAACUAGUUUACAAAACCAUCAAGAUCUUGCACCAAAUUUUGCUGGUACUUUGUAUGGAAUCAUGAACACCUUCGGCAGCUUUCCUGGAUUUAUUAUUCCACCAAUUAUCGGUGCUUUAACUAAUGAGAGGAAUGGAGUAGAAGAAUGGCGAACUAUGUUCUGGAUUUCAGCAGCAGUAUUUACAUCUGCAACUAGUGAGGAAGAAAAACAAAUGACCGAGACACCUAUUAAAGUAUCACCGACAGAAGAAGAUGAAGAAGAUGAAUAA
Molecule: messenger RNA, 1777 nt
Organism: Habropoda laboriosa
Lineage: Eukaryota; Metazoa; Arthropoda; Insecta; Hymenoptera; Apidae
Product: sialin-like
Exons: 11
Coding region: 356-1777 (473 amino acids)
Biological process (GO): transmembrane transport; monoatomic anion transport
Cellular component (GO): plasma membrane
Molecular function (GO): transmembrane transporter activity
Source: RefSeq, a predicted model, not a curated record